This is a messenger RNA of Poecile atricapillus (Black-capped chickadee), 5066 nucleotides long. It is a transcript of the gene FAM234A, whose product is annotated as family with sequence similarity 234 member A. Bases 297 to 1949 code for a protein of 550 amino acids. NCBI's taxonomy places the organism in Eukaryota, Metazoa, Chordata, Aves, Passeriformes, Paridae. The transcript has 12 exons. The record is from RefSeq and is a predicted model, not a curated record. Gene Ontology annotation, molecular function: protein binding.
UUGGGGUGUUUUUCUCGAGGGAGACCUGCAGACCAGUCAGUCCUUUCUGCGUGGGGUCUGUAGCCUUCUUUGUCCAGCUCCAGCAGGGUUGAUUUCCUCCUCUGGAGAAGGAUUGGUGCUGUUCCUGCAUUCCACGGACUCUCCAUUGCUCUGUGUGGGAGGCCUCCGGCACCAGCAGUGUGUUGUGUCCAGCUCUGUGACAAUACACUGGUUUGCUCACCUGCCAUUAAAUAUUUCCAGUGUGAAUAUCAGGUGAAGGGGAAGAAGGGUGUCUGAAUACCGAUGAAUGAGCUGUGAUGGAUAACAAGGACUCAGAAGCUGAGAUCCACCCUCUGAAGACUGAGGAUGUAAAAGCUCAGGAGAACCAUGAAAACUUUGUGGAGAGGAGGAUUAUCAAGUCCUCGGGGCUGUCCCGGCUGUCCCGAUGGCGCACUGCUGCCUUCUUCAUCUCCCUGUUCCUCUGCCUGAUCAUUGUGUUUGCUUUCUCCUUUAUCAUUCCCUGCCCAGAGAGGCCAGUUUCGGAAAGAACAUGGUUCCAAUACUUCAACAAUGCAGUGCCCUACCAGUUCCUUGUUUUAGAAGAUGUGAAUGAAGACAAAGUACAAGAUGUGCUCUUUGCUUUCAAAUCCAGCAAUGGCAGCAGCAGCUUCAACAUGUCCUGUCUGGAUGAAGGGCUGCCGUCUCCCUGUGCCUUCAUUGCUGCCGUGUCAGGCACGAAUGGCAGCGUGCUCUGGGAGAGCCCUGCUGCGAAGGACGUGCAGUGGCUGCAGUGUGGCAUCCAGCAGCUGGGCACGGCGGGGACCCCGGGCUGCCUCGUGGUGGAGAAGCCACUGUCCCUUACAGCAGUCGACCUGCAGACAGGGGCAGUUCUGUGGAGGCAAUCCAGUGACUUUGGAGCUAAUUAUACUGUGCUGACUCCUUUGUCAGUGAUUCCAGAUAUGGAUAAUGAUGGAGUUGAGGACCUGAUAAUCUUUAUUACUAAAGGAGGCCAGGUGAAGACCUUCAUCCAUUCAGGAAAAACUGGCCAGCAGAUCGGCUCCACUGGCAGCCUGAGCAUGGAUGGCAACGCUCGCUACAUCAGGCUGCACCUGCGCUCCUCCUCCUACUUCCUUUUCUACACAGAGAACUCUCUGUAUGCAUAUUCCCUACAAGAUCUGUGCAGUGCAGCACUUGGGAUGGAAGUUAAGCUUCCCAACUUCCAGCCGGAUCCUUACUGGGAGAAGCACAUUGACCAUACCACACACCGUGUGUCCCUUCUCAGAUUUAGAGACAUUCACUACCUGGCAAAAGUUCCUGAGCACUCACAGGACAGCAUCUUGGUUGUGAACUCAGAGAUGGCUACACUGAUCAACACAAAAGAUCUCCGCACUGUGUGGACCCUCAACGUGUCCCGUGCUUUGAGGGAGCCACUGUCCGGUUACUACAAACCUGAUGUCCACAGUCUUGUCCUGGAGAGUGAAAUUGGACCCAACAGGAAGAAGGUUAUGAUUGUUGAGAGUGGAUCUGGAGCAGUCCAGUGGGAGCUGGAGCUGAACUCAGGAGCAGAGGGCCCUGGCCCAGCCACGCUUCCCACUGCAGAUCACCGCUCUGCCUUCCUCUUGUGGGGAGACUACCAGCAGCCAGGCAAUGAGACAAGACACAGAGCUCCUCUCUCGAAGCUGUACCUUUUCCAUCCUUCCUACACUCAUGUCCUGUUGGAGCUCCGUGACAGCACAGACCAGAUCAUUGCAUUCACUGCGGCGCUGUUCGAGCGGAGCCAUCACGCCUGCUACGUGCUGCUGCGGGGCCCCCAGCCUGGCAAGGGGCCAGGCCUCGUGUCCCUGAUGAAGAGGAAGCUGAAGGAGGAUGUCUCGGUGAGCAAGGUGAUCUGGCUGCGCCACAUGGACGGGGACAACGAGCAGCACAUCCGGGACCGCCUCUACAGGAUGCGAUUCCAGAGCCGAGAUUGAACUUGCUGAGGGGUGGGAAGAGGCUGCCUCUGCUCUGCAGCCAUGCUCUCAACAAGCCCAGAGCCUGGAUUCCGAUGGGAAGCUGCCUUUCUUGAUCCACAGACCAAAGUGUGACUGGCAGGGAAGCACCCCCAGUGUCUAGGGACCCCCAGGCUGUGGGGGCAGCUGCCAGAGCAUCCGUCCUCAGAGCUGCUGGGACUUCAGUGCUUGGCCACCACUGAAGUGUCAUCAGCUCAGGGAGGAGGGCUUUCCCCUCCAUCCCUCUGUGCCCACAGAACUGUGCUGACUCAGGAGUGUGUCUGGAGGAAAACAUGUACUUGCUGAGAUGCUGGAGUUGAUGAUUUCUGGGAUGUCUGAGAAGUGGAGUUGGAUGUCUGAGAAAUGGAGUUCGCUGUGUGGUGUUAGAUUUCCCUUCUGAGUCAGCUCUCCUGGCUGGGGAGAGGUGCUUGGCUGCAGGUUGAUAUGCAAUUACCCUCUCCUGGAUUUGGGCCCUGCUUCAGUAGUGGUGGGAGGUGUGUGGUGACCCCAGCCAUGGCUGUGGUGUGUCUGGUGUCACUUGGGCCAGCAAAGCACAGGUUAAAGUGUCAUUCUACUUUGCAAAUGGCCUUUUCUCCCAAGAACAGCCCCACGUGUCCCAUUUCACAGUCACCAGAUUACCUGUGUCCUCUGCUGCUUCCUUCCCAGCCAGGCUGUGCAGUGUUGGUGGGAGCUCAUCCUCUCACCUCAUCCAUCAAUGUUCCUUCCUUCCCUCAGUCUGCUUAUAGGUGGUGAGAGAUCCCCCAUGAGCUCAGACUGGCUGGUCUCUGGAGGUACCACCACCACCUCUCUAGAUUUAAGGAACCAGAGGAUCUGGCUUGAGUAGAAUUGCACUUUAACCUUUUCUGGGAGCUGGGAUUGCUGCUCUGGGAAGCCCUGUACCCAAGUGGCAGUGCCAGCACCCUGCUCAUUCAGCCUUGCAGCUGCUGAGGAGCCUUCUCCAAGCACUGUCCCUGCUGCCAGGAGAAGGGCAGGAGCUCCGUGCUGCCUCCCUGCCCUUGGAAUUGAGGAGGUGCUGGGUGAGGAUCCUUGAGCACUGUUCUCUCUGGCCAGCCUGGUGUCCCAAGGGGAUGGCACAGGCUGCUGUGUGGGUAUGACAUGUUUCUCCUGGAGAUUCCUGUAGCACUGUGAGGUGUCUGCUCUGCCCUGUCCUGGUGGGUGCCAAUGCAGGCUGUAGAAAUGAGGUGCAGAGCCUUGAAAACAGUGUCUUGGUUUGAAAAAGGCAGGUGUCUGCUAAGGCAGAAACCUCCCUUGAAAUAAAUAAAAAUACAAACCUCCCCCCCCCCCGAAUUAUUAUAAUCUUGAAAUCAAGGUGCUUUCAGGCAAAGAUAUAGGAAUGAGAAUAACAGUUCUUUACUAAGGAAAUUAAAAUAAAAAUGCAGUAGUACAAGAAAAGAAAACCAAGAAAAAACAACCCACUGACAGAGUCAGAAUACAACCUGACACCUUGUUGGUCAGGGUGUUGGUAGCAAUCCAGUUAAAUGGUGGCUGCAGUCCUCCUGGAGUGACAGAUGUGGUUCUGUUUAAGCAAUGAUCCUGUAGAAUGGUGUAGUUUUCCUCUGAAGGGCUGGAGGUGUAGAUGGGUCUGGUCUCUCCUCUGAUAAUCCAGUGGAGAAAGGCUGCUGUGGUGUUAAAAGGCUCCAGUUAUAUCCAGGUAGGAAUGCUUGGCUCCUCCCCUGGGUGGAGCAUCUCACGAUGGGAUAGUGGAAUUUUAUCAGUCCUGCAGUGAGAAUGAAUGGCCCAUUAACAAGAUACCCCCUGGAGGGAGGAUGGGUUGCAGAAGAGAUAAAGAACACUGCCCCACCUGGUUUUAACAGGUGGUAAUAGAAUACACACUUCUGGUUACAUCUUGCAUUGCAACCCAAGACAAACAGUUUGAACCAGCUGCUCAGUCCUGAAAAUAAAAAUAGGCCUAAAAAUAACCUCAAGUGCUGGAGGGGGUUUGGCCAGUGCCUCCCUCCCUUACUGAGUCUGAAUUUGGGGGAUGUGUAGAAACACUGUAGGAUGGGAAUGUGCAGCAUCAGGCAUCAGCUCUUCCCUUCAGCCACUGCUGAGCCCGAAUGUGCCGCUGGGCAGCUGCUGUCAGGAGCUCAUUCCACAGCCCCAGCCCUCCCAGGCUGACAGCACAGGGAGCUGGGCUGCCUGGACAGCUGCUUCCAGCUGGCCAGUGGCUACCUAAAGGGUGCCCUAUCUCCCUCUGCCCCAUGGCCCAUAUGCCAGGCAGUCCAGGCAGCCAGUCCUGGGCUGUGCAGGGAGCCAGGGAUGCUCUCUGUAGAGUGCUCCACACCCUUCAGAGCACCCUGGGAUCAAAAUGGUGGGGCUGCCCCCCUGCCUCUCUUCCCAGCUGUUUUCUGAGAGAGUUUAGCAGUGCAGGGAGGCUCCCCAGCUGUGUCCCCCAGCUUGGGUUUCCUCUUUGCUCAGCACCUUAGGCCCAACAGCCCCCCAGGUCUCUGUGCCAGUGUUGCAGCCAUAAGAGGGCUGGGUUGAGGCUGCCCUUCAGCCAGCUGGGGCAUGGCUCAGGGCAGGGGAUCCCCAGGCUUGCACUGUAGUCCAGCCUGAGUGCUGGAUGUGGAUUGUUUCCUGCUGAGAUUCCCCUGGCUGGGAGCAAGGUGCCUGGGCUGUAUUCUCACCGCACUCUCGCUCCUCAGAUCCCUACCCAGACUUGACCUUCCCAUAGGCACACUGAAUGUUCCUUGAGGAGAGCUGGAUUUUCAGCUUUGGGGAGCUUUUCUGGCUUUAAGUUGUCCAGUAAUGUUUCUGGACAGUUUGGAAAUGCAGAUUUCACCGUGGCAGCUCAAUUAAACGCAUCAGUGCCAAACCAGCACCUUCUUAACAAAACCAGUCUGUUUUCCAGCUUAUUUCCUGUGUAAUUGUUUUUUUGCAGUAUUUAAUGAAUGACUUUGUGCCUUGAUUCAAUAACUCAGCUGGGUGGCAAUGGCUAUAUCACUGUGUUCUGUGUUAGUGUGGUUUUUAACACUGAGACUGUUUGGUUUGGUUCUUUAACUUAUUGCAAAUUGUGCCGUGCAGGACUUGCUCUAACCGGAAUGGUUUCAAUAAACCCUCUUUUGCAUUGUUUGUAAA